AUGGACAAUUCGUCGUUUGCUUUCCAGCGGCAGCAACGUGAUCAAAUGGUGGAAUGGUGCUCUCCAACCAACCCUUCACAGCACUUCACUCCGAGACACCCUCCAACACCUCCACGACUGCCUUCGACAUUUCGAAACCAAUACAAUGGCCUGAGCCCAGCCGGACACGAGAGCCAUGCGCAUUUGGGAGGACCAAUUCUGCCGCAGAUGCCGAUGAAUCAGAUCCCGCUCACUCACAGCCAUUCCUACGAAGCAGCACCAUAUCCAACCCUUUUCCCACAAUCUACUCAUCCUCCACAACGAUUCACAUCAGGAGGCUACCCUUUCCCCUUCGACACCAUGCACACACGCGCGAUGGCGCAGGGUUUUCCGCCGGCGAAUCAUCCUUUGGAGCAUGCUACCGGCCGGCGUGCAUCUCACCCAGUCCACGCAACUGCAGCAGGGUUGCCGCAGCAUAACACCAUGCACAUGCGUGGUUCAAUGCCCGACGUGCCGACUCUUUCAGCGUUUGCUUGGAACACUCGUCACCACAAUCCGGCCGAAGCAGUCAUACGGCCAUUAACGGCACAGCACGUGCCACACCAUGGUGCUUCACUUCAAGUUUUUGAACCACCAGCUCUGCCGAUGAAUAAAGUGUUGGCUUCCAACGCUCACACGCUCCCUUCUCCGGCUGCUACCACCAGUAUCGAGCACAUCAUAAACAGUACCGACACUACGGAUAGGCCUUCGUCAAAUCACUCUGCAGAGGAGAUUAUCGUGAGCAGUCAAACGGCCACGAACACUGCUCAGCCACCAACUACGAAAGAAGUAAUGGUAUACAUGCCACACAACACCAACAGUUCCGACAAGGAGAACUCCACUCCAGUGGAUGUGUCCAGGAAAAAGUCAUCCUCAUCAAGUCAAGCUUCAGCAUCCGCUGCUGGCUCCAUGAUGGCCGAGGGCGUGAAAAGCAGAAAGCGGUCCCAGGUAAUGCGCUUCGGGCAGGAGCCAGCGACAGCAACGCCUCCGCCACCCACGAGUAAUACGAGAGCGCAGAAGAGUUCUGCUCCGGCUAAGAACGCCCUGAACAGCCACAGCCCCCGCAACAACCAAUUGACCGCAGAGUCAAAGCUUUCUCAGACUCCAAAAGCGAUCGAGUCGCGGAUUUACCGAACCGCGAAGCUUCAAGGAGCUACACAGGAAGAGACACGCGCCAUGAUUGCUGCCGCAAGGGCUGCCGGUGAUCUGCCAGCUGUCCGUGUGAAGACCACUCCGCACGCGGCUAGUGCGGCUGAAGACGGUGAUAUUGCAGAAGGUACUGGCGGAGUGACGUUACGAUUUGGUGAUCUGGACACCACAGCGGCUGAUGCUGAGGCGUCUGAGCAAGCUCCCAAGAGCGUCUACACAAAGCCGACCAAGAGAUCCGCGGGUGACGAUACGGUAGCCCCCAGAUCGUCGAAGCGGCUUCGUGCCACACCUGCUUCUGCCGCAUUGUCGGAGCAACAGUCUUCCUUCGAAGCAAUUGACGAUGUCACUCAUGUCAUUUCUUCUGAGGGCGUGGGAGCUGAUGCUGAUGCUGCAAAUGACACAAUCACGCCAGUGUCACGGUCAACACAGCAUAACCGACCUAGGGCCAGUCCGAAGAGAUUGGAGAAUGCACAGCCAUCUGGUCAAGCGGACUGGAACGCGGACGAUAGCGUGCAUCGUGAUCCAGAGGAUGGCCUGCAGACCCAACACGAGCCUCUUACACCAGAUGGAGCAGCGACUCCGAGCUCAAAGCCCGCCCCCAGACCACGUAACACAGCAGCCUCGCGUCGCAGGAGCCGCAUACCAGAGCUUAGUUUGGGUCAGACAUCUCUAGAUGCUGAACACUUGCAGCAGCUUCGUGAUCUUGCUAGGAAUGGCGAAAAUCUGGACUGGACUGGCAUUGAGGAUCACAGUUUGCGCGCUACAAUCUUCCGCAAAGCUAUCAAUCGCAGGACCGUAGCUAACAAGCGACGAUCACAGAUUGGUGAUACUGCUGCCGUGGGCUCGGGCUCCAGACAACACCGUCCUCAAACUCUGGAAGAGAGCCACCAUGCUGCUGCCCACAGUCUUGAGGUCUCAGCCGAUCAACACACAGCUCCAGUCGAUGUCAUGCAACACAAUGAUCCCCCGUCAGCCAACGAGCCGUCCUCGUUGCAGCCCGAAGCUGAGGAUGGCAAUGCUGACGUCGUGGAGCCAUCGGUGGCAAGCGCACCAAAGUUUGCCCAAAGCCUUGUAGACAUACAAAAGUAUUCGGCACCCGGCGAGGACCUCGAUUGGACCAAGGAGACGGACAAACAAGAGAGGCUCCGCAAGCAACAUGUCAUAACACGACGCAAAUCGAAGGAUCCCAAUCGCCAACCUGUGUAUUCGGAUCGGAGAAAGCGUGACGCAGAUGCUUCGCGGUCCGAGGAUGCGACAUUCAGCUCCUCUGCUGCUCCUACAUCAGCGUCUGCCAGGAGUAAGAGGCACAAGGAUAAGCGGAGCUAUGCAGACGAUGCUGUGUUCCACAAUGAAGUGGAUACAGACGAGGAUGGGGAGACUCCUGCACCUCAGGUUCAGGAGCUGAAGAUGAGCAAGGUUGAAUUCACGGAUGGUACAUUUGCGGACAUAGAUUUUGUCGAGAGCUUGACGCUUGUACUGGCCAACAAAGGAAAGUCAUCUGGCUUUCCGGGUAGACAAGCCAAGCGCAUCAUGGAUCUGCUCAACGUUGCAGAGCCACCACGCACGGGCGAGGCAUUGUGGUUGGUCACGCCAGACCAAGCAGCAAAGUGGCUUGCACCAGGCCAGUACUUCGAUGGACCUAUCGUCGUAUACGGGCAGCAGGUCCUACCACUUCAGAGUAUUGAUGACUUCCUCGGCGAACACUUCGACGACUCGAUACAGGUCAGUAUCCAGGACCCGUCGACAUACAAGGUGCCGCAUGUACGCGAUGCCACCAUGCGUCAAGUCAAAGAGCGAUUCUCUCAGCCCAUGACCGGUAAUCCAUGGAAUCUGCUCGAGCUGGCCACGCAUCGCGAAGAUGGCCUACGUCCAGCUUUCCUCAAUACUUCAGAGUGCAGCCUACUCACAAAAGUCAAGCUGCCUGGGUCUGGUGACACCGCGAGCCGACGAGGCUUCACCGAUGGCUGGAAGGAAGUCGAGAAGUGGACUUUGGUCGCGCAAGCUGGAGCGCUGACCGAGCCUCAUCAAGAUAGUCAUGGUUACAGUACCUACAUUACUGUGAACCAAGGCGUGGUGGGUUUUGGCUGGCUCUCAAAGCCUACCGCAGAGGAAAGAGCGGGCUGGUGCGGGCAUCAUGACAGUUACAUCGGUGGUCGCUGGCGAUAUGUCAUCCUACGGCCUGGCAUGACCGUCUACUUCCCAGCAGGGACCGUGCACUUCGUGUUCCGCCACCCAGACGCUGGUAACACACUCGCCUUCGGCGGCCAUGUCCUGCGUUGCUCGCAGAUCGUGCGAUGGAUCAAUGUGCUACUCCAGGAGUCGGCUAUACCCAACGUGACGAACGAGGAUCUCAGUCUCAGCGCCCCUGGCUAUCUGAAGUCGGUGGAGAAGUUCGUGAAGCAAGCACUGAAGACAGGUCAGAUGGAGAAUUGGGGUGGGAAGGAGAGUAUUGAGUCGUUCUUGGAGAAGAAGAAGGAGUUUGAGAAGCUGCAGGUGGAGAUUGCGAAGAAGAAGCGGGCGAUUGAGAGAAGUAGUGGGUGA
This is a messenger RNA of Recurvomyces mirabilis, 3708 nucleotides long. RefSeq lists its product as uncharacterized. Bases 1 to 3708 code for a protein of 1235 amino acids. Lineage: Eukaryota; Fungi; Ascomycota; Dothideomycetes; Mycosphaerellales; Teratosphaeriaceae. The transcript has a single exon. The record is from RefSeq and is a predicted model, not a curated record.